GAUCAACCAAAACUUGGAUCAGAAGCUUCAGUACAAGUCUCCCUUGUGCCAGAGCAUUUCAGCAGUCGGCUCCAACUCGUCGUCUUCAUCCCCCGUUCUAAGCAUUCCAAUACAUUUCUUCUUCGAUCCAUCUUCGACCAUUAGAGAUCAUUUUUAUCUGUAUUCUUCUGAUUCUUCGUUUGGAUACUGAAUCUUUUAGUUUCGAUGUGCGAGAUUCCAACGCAUGUUAAACAGUGAGUUGCUUCUCAUCCUCAAGAUUGCAUCUUUCCGCUCCUUUAAGAUUUUUUGAUAGGAAGCCAUGGAGAAUUUUCUAUCUUUGGCAUCGAUUCUUUCACUUUCCUUUCUGUUGUUGUCAUUCGGGGCUUCAUCUCCUGUUCUAAGAAACGAUUCGAAGGUUUCACCACCUCCGGUUCCUUCUCGAUCGCGCGGCAUACCUCCUCCAAACCCUAACAGUUCGACGCGUCCAGCUGCUUCUAGCUCUGCGUCUUUGUCCAGCCACCUCAGCCAUAAUGCUAAUAGAAAUUCCACUUCCGGAGAGAAAGAAAAGAAAGGUGAUGGUUCAACAGGGAAUCCAACUGACGCCCAAAGCAAAGGAGGCGAUAAAGAUAGGAGUACCAGGCCUUCGAAGCCCAUAAAUGAUAAUGUUGUCAAGGAAGUGAACGAGACUUGUAAUUCUUCGUAUGUUAACUGUCACUGUGGAAAUUUAAUUGCUUGUCUUCUCCAUUCUGAAAAAGAUUCAAAAAAAUUAUCCCUUGUGAUUCAGAAUAUUGGAGAUGACACUUCUAAUGUGAAUAUUACAGGAAGAUCUGAUUUUCCUAUUUCUGUUAUACACAUAGCUAUAUCGAAACAUAUUUCCAAAAAGAUAGAUCUUCCAAGUGAUUGGAAUGUUACAGAAAUUUUAGUAGAUUCAGGAAGCAAUAAGUGUAGUAUUCAAAUUGAAGCUCCUGUUUCUGACCGGAAUUUCUUGCAACUCACAACUUCUGAGAUACUCCUGUCUCCAAUCUAUGGUGUUUAUCUUUUGGGUUUCACUGUGGUUCUUUUGGGAGCCAUAUGGGCCUGUUGCCAAUUUAGGAAGAGAUGGGAUGUUGAUGGUUCUGGAAUCCCAUAUCAGCAGAUUGAGCUGAGUGAUCAGCCCCAAUCGAGUGUCACAAUUAUCUCUAAUGCUGUCGAUGGCUGGGAUGAGUGGGACGACGAUUGGGAUGAUGAAGCAGUCACAAAGUCUGCAGAGAAACACCCAACUACGAGUGUUUUGUCAAAUGAUCUCACUUCAAGGACCCCGAAGAAAGACGGAUGGGAUUCUGCUUGGGAGGACUGACUUCCAGAAAGUUAAAAUGAAGAAGGAAAAAAUCAAUCUUGAUAAAGGUAAAGUUUUGCCUUUCAAUUUUCAAAGAACAGCGAUAUCACACGUGAAAUUUGCUUGAGCGUUUGUGCUAAAGCUUCUGUUAUAGUUGAGGUAAUUUUACCCUUCACAAAGAAGAUGAAAUUGACUCUUGGUAUAUUUUUGUUUACUCGAUUCAGUUUGCAUUUCAUAUAUUCAUUCCUUUAUUUUGGUCUUUGAUUGAGUUCAGUGCAUCAAUUAACAUAACUUGCUGCGUCUGUGCCAAUUUAGGCUGUUAAACACAAAUGUAAAGUUUUCUAAAGCUGUCUUUUUCAA
Messenger RNA from Zingiber officinale, 1654 nucleotides. RefSeq lists its product as uncharacterized. Lineage: Eukaryota; Viridiplantae; Streptophyta; Magnoliopsida; Zingiberales; Zingiberaceae. The record is from RefSeq and is a predicted model, not a curated record. The transcript has 4 exons. Bases 299 to 1315 code for a protein of 338 amino acids.